AUGAGCAAGGAUGGAUUGAUGGCAUCUUGCAGUAAGAAAAUAUACUUUGAUGAUAUUUGUGAGCCUGAGCAGGUAGCCAAAGACUUUUUUGAGGCAGGGAGAGCAACCACAAACAUGUCGUUAAACAACCUUUGUGAGGUGUUUAAUGGCAGGCUGGUUGAUAGGAGAGACAAACCAAUUAUUAGUUGCUUGGAGUUUAUUAGGGAAUGUAUGAUGAAAAGGAUAUAUAAUGUCCUCAAGGUGCAACAUAAGUGUGUAGGCCCACUCACCCCAACAACAACAAAGAUCACAAAGAAAAAUGAAGCAGGAACUACUCAGUACAUUACAUACUCGUGUGGUGAUGAAAAAUACCAAGUCAAAGGCCCAUGGAAUGAUCAACAUGUUGUUAAUAUGCGUGAAAGGGUGUGCAGCUGUAGGGAAUGGGAAUUAACAGGUAUCCCAUGCAAACAUGUGAUUUUUGUGUUAGAUAAUAAAGAAGAUCAUGGUGAGUGUGUAAACGAGCUCCAUACUUAUGUCCACAAGGUGCACUGGCUACAAACUUGA
Messenger RNA from Lactuca saligna, 543 nucleotides. Lineage: Eukaryota; Viridiplantae; Streptophyta; Magnoliopsida; Asterales; Asteraceae. The record is from the annotation of a GenBank genome assembly.